ACGACAGGUAUUUAUUGUUGUCCUAAGUAAUUUUUAUGUUUAGAUUGAUAAGUACUGACCAGUGAAGUAGGUCAAUUGUACACUUGGGUAUUUAAUCAUUGAUCGGACACGAGGUAUUGGGGAACAACAAACAUUUAGGCUUUGAAAUGGCGGAUAGUGGUAAAAGAACUGUUGUAAUAGCUAUGGACGGGAGUUUAUAUUCAGACUAUGCAUUUGACUGGUAUACCCAGAAUGCAACAAAAGAAAAUGAUGAAGUACUAAUUAUAACCUGUCUUGACAACCAUGGCUGUACUGCAUAUAUGCGUAGAAAUUCCAGCACUGAUGAAAUACGAAAACAGCUUCAACAAGAUAUGGAUAUACAUACUGCAUUGGAAGAGCAUCUUCAAUUGAAGCUAACAAACGCUGGGUUAAACGGGUCUGUAUUUUCGUGUUAUGGUAAACCCGGAGAGGCCAUUAUUAAUGCAGCGAAAGAAAAACAUGCUUCUGUGAUUAUUUGUGGAUCUAGAGGCCAUGGAAAAUUACGACGAACAAUAAUGGGAAGCAUCAGUAGUUAUCUUGUACACCAUUCUGACAUUCCGGUAAUUGUUUGCAGACACAAAGACCACCAUCACCAUCAUCACGACCACCCCCACCAUGUUCAUAUAGACUCGCCCUCUGACGUCAGUAAUUUGUUGCAUGGGCAUUGAUAGCAUUUUUAUUGAUAGUUAAGUUUACACCUGUACAUAAUUAUGUGAUUAUUAUAUACAAUUAGCACUUAAAAUACGUAUUACCUAAAAUUAUUGAUUUGAGAAAUAUGUGUUAGUUCUUUGUAUUGUUGUUAUCUAAAAUAAUGACCGAUAUUGUACUACCCCAAUUGUAGAUACAUUUUGUCAAACAAGUUGUAUUAAAACAAUUUCUACGAUAUUUAAUUUAUCAUUCUAUUUAUUAACGUAUAUUUAAUAAGCAAUCGAGGUGCUUCGAAAUUACUGUGAAACAACCUACUCUAGAGACGCUGUGAAACAGAUGUAAGUACAAAAACAGAU
Mytilus trossulus (common blue mussel) is the source of this 1022-nucleotide messenger RNA. Its product is annotated as universal stress protein YxiE-like. The coding region runs from base 147 to 686 and encodes 179 amino acids. The transcript is spliced from 4 exons. The record is from RefSeq and is a predicted model, not a curated record. Lineage: Eukaryota; Metazoa; Mollusca; Bivalvia; Mytilida; Mytilidae.